AUUGAACAUAACCUUAAAUUAAGUUCCUUCUGCUGGCACAGCAUAAUUUUACAUCUAUGAUAACUUUUGCAAAAUGUUUACAUUAAAAUUUUGUAUGCCACGGCCACGGCACAGUAGCUACUGCAAUUUUAAGCGCAAUUUCACGCACAAAAACCUGCUGGAGCUAUCGGAUCGAGGCUUCUUUCAGAGCAUUUUCCCAGACACAGCAGCACCAAAAAUAAAGGAGCUAUUCACGAGAUCAUCACAAAGCAUUUAUGCUGGGUUUGAUCCCACAGCGGACAGCCUGCAUGUUGGUAAUUUGCUUGUAAUAAUGGGCCUCUUGCACUGCCAGCGUGCCGGUCAUAAGCCAAUUGCGCUGGUUGGAGGAGCCACUGGCCUUAUUGGUGAUCCAAGUGGUCGUAAAACGGAGCGUAAUCAAUUGAGGGAGUCUUUGAUUGACACGAAUUUGCAAGCCAUAGAGCGACAGCUGCGCAAAGUGUUCAAAAACCAUGAGGAUGCCCUUUGGGAUACACGAAAAAACAAGCAAAAACUAGCGCCACUAACAAUUGUUAACAAUGCUGAAUGGUAUGAAAAUCUAAAUCUAAUUGACUUCGUUGCCAACAUGGGUCGACAUUUUCGCAUGGGAUCAAUGCUAUCGCGAUCCUCCGUCCAAUCGCGUUUGGAAUCAGAGGAGGGCAUGAGUUUUACUGAGUUUACGUAUCAAAUCUUUCAGGCCUACGAUUGGCUGCAUUUGCUGCGUAACCACAAUUGUUGCUUCCAGAUGGGUGGCUCCGAUCAAAUGGGCAAUCUAAUGACAGGUCACGAAUUGAUAAGCCGGGUGGAGCGCAAUCGUGAAGUGUUUGGCUUGACCCUGCCCAUAGUUACGAAUGAGGAGGGCGAUAAGUUUGGCAAAUCUGCUGGCAAUGCAGUAUGGCUAGAUGAAAAUAAGACAUCGCCUUUUGCAUUAUAUCAAUUCUUUUUGCGUAUGCCAGACUCCGAAGUGGAAAAACUGUUGAAACUGUUCACCUUCAUACCACUGGCCGAGGUGGAUCAACUGAUGCGAGAGCAUGCGAAAGAGCCAGAGAAACGUAAGGCCCAGACUCUACUGGCUGAAGACGUCACCUUGCUAGUUCAUGGUGAGAAUGGCUUAAAGCAGGCGGAGCGCGUGACCAAUGCACUCUACAAGGGCAACGUUGACGGCCUGGCCGAGUUGAACUAUGCUGAAAUUAAACAAACAUUUCAAGGAGCUGCCGUUGUUGACUUACUGACCGAACCGGGAAUGUCCAUAUUGCAGCUGGCCAUGAAAGCCAAGUGCUUUCCCACAGAAACUGAUGCCGUGCGUAUCAUCAACGCGGGCGGUUUCUACAUUAACCAAAAGCGCGUGCAGAACAUUGCAGAAGUUAUUACAACUGGCAUUCACAUACUCCGUAAUGGGGUGUCUUUGUUGCGGGUUGGCAAGCGCAACUUUUACAUUGUGCGUUGGCAAUAGUUAAUAAUGUAAACA
This is a messenger RNA of Drosophila hydei, 1483 nucleotides long. It is a transcript of the gene TyrRS-m, whose product is annotated as tyrosine--tRNA ligase, mitochondrial. Gene Ontology annotation, cellular component: mitochondrion; cytosol. Gene Ontology annotation, molecular function: RNA binding; ATP binding; tyrosine-tRNA ligase activity. The transcript is spliced from 5 exons. NCBI's taxonomy places the organism in Eukaryota, Metazoa, Arthropoda, Insecta, Diptera, Drosophilidae. Gene Ontology annotation, biological process: tyrosyl-tRNA aminoacylation. The record is from RefSeq and is a predicted model, not a curated record. The coding region runs from base 74 to 1468 and encodes 464 amino acids.